This is a messenger RNA of Suillus plorans, 1125 nucleotides long. RefSeq lists its product as uncharacterized. The transcript is spliced from 4 exons. Gene Ontology annotation, molecular function: DNA-binding transcription factor activity, RNA polymerase II-specific; RNA polymerase II cis-regulatory region sequence-specific DNA binding. The record is from RefSeq and is a predicted model, not a curated record. Gene Ontology annotation, biological process: regulation of transcription by RNA polymerase II. Gene Ontology annotation, cellular component: PcG protein complex; transcription regulator complex. The coding region runs from base 1 to 1125 and encodes 374 amino acids. NCBI's taxonomy places the organism in Eukaryota, Fungi, Basidiomycota, Agaricomycetes, Boletales, Suillaceae.
AUGAAAAGUGUUGAGACGCAAUCGGACCCUCUGCCAGCUCUUUUGCCUUCCCUGCUAACCGAGUGGCUCGUCCCUUAUGCUCAGACCAUCGCACACGAUUGCUUCGCGCUUUUUGCCUUUAAAGGCAGAAACGCGCGCCGCAGAAAAGCAAUCGUACUCGAUGUCCAUAGCACCCCUGGUGCUUUAAAAGAAAUGCGCAGGAUGUGGUUUAAUUUCACCCCGCAGAUCAUUUACAACAACCGCUUCUCUCCUCCCAAACACUAUCACGAGAUGCCUGCUGCAGGACGUAACAUGACAUCUGUUGACUGCCAUGUCUGCCACAUGACCAUAAGCCGCAAGGCAGAUCUUCCCAGACACAUGCGUAUGCACGAUGAACACAAGGAGGCUUUUAUGCACGCAUGUCCAUUCCCUGACUGCAAUUACAAGACCCUCCAAAAGUCCAACCUGCAGACGCACAUCAGGACCCACACCCGUGAACGCUCGAAGACGUGCCCCCACCCUGGGUGCGCGUUUGCCACUACCGAUCCAGCAAGCUUGACGCGUCACCGCAAGCACCUACACGGCUACGAGCCCAAGGCGCGUCGCAACCUCGGGGGCAAAGCUGCUCGACGAUCCGCCGCCGCACCUUACCCAUCUACUCAGUUUAUGAAGCCUGAGGAAGAUAUUCCUGCAUCGCUGGAUCUAAAUGGUCUCGGAGGCCUCAUUCCCUGCGAUGCGCUCUCACCCGCUGAGUCCAGCGACUCCGGCAUCCCCCAGUUUUCGGGCGAGUUCACCGAACUCUCCUGGGAGCGACUCUUCCCCAAUUUUCCUGCCGAGAGCUUCACCUCCGUUUACGAACAGCCCUCUCAGCUCCCCACCCCCACCUUCAACUACCUCCAACCAUCAACUGUCCCUGUCGAUCUCUCCGCCUCCCGCAUGCCGCAGUUCGACCCGAAGCUGGAUCCCGAUGUCAACUCUCAGCAGUCCAUUCCCGCCUUCGACGUGGACUUUCAAUACCAGCCUGUCUCCGGGAACGAUCUGAACUCUGCAUCAGCUGAACUAGAGGAGUUUUUACAGACAUAUGGCUCUGGGUACUUUGAAGGUCGCUGUGAGUACCCGGACAGUGCAACAUAUUCCAUGUCCUAG